ACCGUGUGUACCGUGAGCAACCACUCGUGGCCUGCCAUGGUGCGCUGACAUCGGUGUUAGCCAACCUCUGUUAUCUCUUAUCAUCCCACUUUAAACAAUAAACCAACACAUCGACCAUUUUUAAUUUUAGUUGCCCUUCUUCCCAUUCAUCCAUCCAUCCAUCCAUCAGCCCACCCACCCACUCUCCGAUCCAUCCACUUUAUCGCCCAUUAAAUUUAUUGUUACACGAAAAAGCCCGCGCCAAGUAGCCUGACAGUUAUCACUUGACAGAAUAAACCUGUCAAGUAUGAGGACACUAAUUGACAAGAUCAUGAUAUAGGGGACAAAGUAUUUCAAGAGUUAAUAAGUGAAGGUGUUAUCAGCCAACGGGUUACGAGUUUCAGUGCUGGCAGAUCAGACAAAUGUGCUUAGUCGAUAGUGUUAGAUAAAAUAUGUGAAGAGGCCUGAGGGCUCUUGAGUGUCCAAGGACAAGGAACCAAACGAUUCAGGAAAAUAAUUAUAUAUAUUCCGAUGAUGCGGGGGAACAGGAAGAGGAUGAAUCAUGAAAUCUCGGACGUUUGACGUUCGGACAGGAGAUUGAUAGCAAGUCUUAAGAAGCAUAAACUUAUUCACUGCCCCCGUUCACCAAGAUGGCGGACGAAAAAGACCAGACGUUUUUGGAGAAGCUGCUGUUCUACACAACCGCGUUCUUCAUCCUCCUUGGCACCUUCAGCCUCUUCGCCUUCCUCUUCUUGGUCCCCUUCGUCAUCGACCCCGCCUUCACCACAAUAUUUAUGGAUUUUGACACACGACCCGCCGAGUGUGUCACCAUAGACGUUGAGUCACGUAGAGGUGCUAGCAACUGUUCGUGGACCUCGUGUAGAGAAGGUUGUACCAAGGAACUUUAUGAUUGUACGCAAAUACGCGUUAAUUACAAACUACCAGUUAAUGAAACUCAGUUAGAUGGGACUGACAGGGAGGGCAGGGCGGGAGGAGGUGUCGAGGGUGACGAGGCCGGGUCCAAGUUGAGAUAUGAACGUUCGCCGAGGGAUUACAAUAAUUACAUCGAGGAUUUCGACGACGAGUUUGAUGAAGAUGACAAUGAUAAUAAUGAUGGACUGCCGAAACCUUUUCCUACAGGUCUUAUGGGCAACGAUUCCGAGUGGUAUUUCACUGGUGCUAAAUUAUUUCCCAAUGUAAAAGGCUGUGGAUACCCUCCAAUACUCAAUUGCAGUAUUUUUUACCGACAGUACACUAAAAUAGGACAUAAUUUUAGUUGUUACUAUUCUAAAAUUGAUCCUGGGAUUGUGUUGAGUGAUCUCGAUAUGUGGCAGGUUUAUAUGAACCUAGUGUUUGCGAUGGCAAUACCAAUACCGUCUUUCAUUAUUUCGGUGAUAUAUCUCACCUUCGCCUACUUCAAAAUUUACAACGAAGACGAACAGAUUCUGGUGGACAAGAACAGCGAGACGGGAGACAGCGGCAUGGUGGGUGACAAUGCCAACGGCACGCCGUUCCCGCCCACGAGCGGUGCCGUGACCCCCGGAAGCGAGGCCUUCAGAGAGGAUCUCGCGAGUUUCGGGCACCAGCUAAAGGUCGCCAUGGCCGAUGAGGUCAGUAGGGAGAGCCUCGAUGGGAUACCCAACUCAAUAUCUGCUCAAGGAAACUUGAGCAAGAUGAUGACGACGAGUAUCUUAACUCCAGCUGGGCCGACAGCAGCAGUCUGAAGCGUCAUUUCCAAGGUUUGAACAACAUUUCAUGGAAGCCCAAAUAGAUAAAGAAAAAUAUAAAUAAUAAAAUACAAUAAAAAGUUAUCGAUUUGGUUCCGCGGUCAAGAGGAACCCACUUGGCACCGGUACAAUCGUUUCUCUAGAUAGUUAUCGCGAUAAAAUCGAGAGCACUUGAUUGUACUCCCAAACAUUACGGAGUGAACCAGAAAAUACAUAAAACUACCGAAUAAAUAUCAGAGUCUCGACUCUUACCCCAUUGUACUCGAGAUUCCUCCGUUAUCUGAUAACCAUACGGGUAAAUAUGAGAAACAUAUUGGACAUUCAACGAAUUUUUCGAGUUUAAAUACCAAAUAAAAAUAUAAAUCAAGUGAUAUUCGUUGAUAACGCUGAGUAACGAUAAAAUAGGAUUUGACGUAUUGUUUUAAAUAAAUAUAUAUAUAAAUAAAUAUAAAUAAAAAUAAAUAAACGGUCUGGUUCACUCUGAUAUUAAAUUUUAUAAGAGAGUAUAAUUUGCAAUAUUCAUAUUUAAUAUAUGCUAAAAAUAAAUAAAUAAAUUAAUGCAUAAGAGAAUAAUAAAUAUAAAGAAUAAAUGAUUACUCAUGUUAAAAUUAUUAAAUAAACAUUUAAUAAUUCGCUUGUUGUGGGAUCAUACGCGUUCAUUCACCGGCAUCUUAGUAUCGAUAGUUAAUUUAUAAAAAUUCGCUCCACGCCACGAUUUAUAAAUACAAAUAUAUAUAAAUAUAUAAGACUAAAAAAGUAUCUUUAACAAUUGUAAUGCUCAUUACAAUUAAAACCACCAACAGUCCAUUGAAAUUUAUAAUUUUACUAAAAAAAUAUACUAAUUAAUUAAUUAAUUAAUCGGACAAAAAUUACCUUGACU
Molecule: messenger RNA, 2586 nt
Organism: Microplitis demolitor
Lineage: Eukaryota; Metazoa; Arthropoda; Insecta; Hymenoptera; Braconidae
Product: cilia- and flagella-associated protein 298
Exons: 6
Coding region: 630-1703 (357 amino acids)
Biological process (GO): regulation of cilium movement; regulation of sodium ion transport
Molecular function (GO): sodium channel regulator activity
Source: RefSeq, a predicted model, not a curated record